This is a messenger RNA of Petromyzon marinus (sea lamprey), 2948 nucleotides long. NCBI's taxonomy places the organism in Eukaryota, Metazoa, Chordata, Hyperoartia, Petromyzontiformes, Petromyzontidae. The record is from RefSeq and is a predicted model, not a curated record.
CGCCCCCGCGUGACAUCAGAGGGCGAGGCCUGAACCGGAAGCGGCGGGCGAGAGUCACGUGGUGCGCGAAGUUGGGUUGCGUAACACGUGGAGCCGGCGGAGACCCAGAGAGUGCUCCAUGGCGGGUGAGGCGCUCUCCGUGCUGCGGGGUCUGUCCCACGUGGGUGGCGCGGUAGCCUCGCUGCAGCGCGAGCGCCUGCGGGAGCGCGCGGCGCGAAGCGGCAGCAUCACGAAGGUGGCGGCCGCGUUGGCGGUGGAGAACGGCGCUGCCCUCGAGAGCUGGGUCAGCUCUGCAAUCGCCUCGUGGCAGGGCGCUUCGCCGGACAGCAUCUUGAUUCGAGCGAGGGCAGGAGGAAGCUUGUGCGAUGAUGCGUCGGGGGAGAGGGGGGAGCUCCCCUCCCAGAAGGACAAGAGGGCCCCUGGCGGAGUGGGGGCCCGGGCGGGGCCCGCGUGGCGCACCGCGGAGGCAGCCGGCAGCACCACGAGACACGCGGCCGGCACGGCGGGCUCCAGAGCGGGCCCCGGCAGGGGUUUGCACUGCGGAACCUCGCUGCCUCCGCUGGGCCCGCUACGUCGCCUCCACCAGGGCUCGUCGGCAGGCCGACUGACCGCGAGCGACAUCCGCAAGGCGCGGGAGGUGGCCGGGACGAAGGGCGGCGCCGGCAAAAUGGCGGCGCUCCCCAGGCACACGCUGAGCGAGCGCGCGCGAGAGAGAGCUGUUCCGGCCACCAAGAUCGCCAGGAUGGCCAACUUUGGCGGUCUGGCUGUGGGGCUUGGAAUUGGAGCUCUCACAGAAGUCGUGAAGAAAAGUUUUGGGAAAUCGGAACAAGCCGACGGUGGCGACUCCCUGCUGGCGGGGAGCGUGCUGCUCACGGAGGAGAACGCCGAGCGCAUCGUGGCCACGCUCUGCAAGGUGCGCGGUGCCGCCCUAAAGCUGGGACAGAUGCUCAGCAUCCAAGACAACAGCUUCAUAAACCCCCAAGUGCAGAAGAUCUUUGAGAGGGUGCGGCAGAGUGCCGACUUCAUGCCCUCCUGGCAAACCCAGAAGGUUCUGCAGAUGGAGCUGGGUUCGGACUGGAGGUCCCACAUGGGCUCCUUCCAGGAGAAGCCCUUCGCUGCUGCCUCCAUCGGACAGGUCCAUGCCGCCACCCUGCCCAGCGGAGACACGGUCGCUGUCAAAAUUCAGUACCCGGGAGUGGAGCAGAGCAUCGACAGUGACAUCGGCAACCUCAUGGGGGUCCUCUCGCUGGCACGCGCACUCCCCGACGGUUUGUUCGCCGACAGCGCGAUCGAGGUUCUGCGCCGGGAACUGGCGUGGGAGUGCGACUACAAGCGGGAGGCGGUGUGCACCCGGCGCUUCUGGGAGUUGCUGCAGGAUGACCCAUUGUUCGUGGUGCCGGAAGUGGUGAGCGAGCUGAGCAGCCGUCACAUCCUCACCACCCAGCUGCUCGCAGGCGAGCCACUUGAGCAAGCUCGCUCGCUCGACCAGGAGACUCGCAACCGGAUCUGUUCUGGUGUGUUGCAUCUGUGCCUGCGGGAGCUGUUUGAGUUCCGUUUCAUGCAGACCGAUCCCAACUGGUCCAACUUCCUUUACAACGCGAGCACCCAGCAGGUGGCUCUGCUGGACUUUGGGGCAAGCCGAGAGUUCAGCCAGCAGUUCACAGACGACUACAUCGAGGUCGUCAGGGCUGCUGCUGACGGAGACACAGAGCGAGUUCUGCAGAAAUCCCGCGACCUCAAAUUCCUCACGGGAUACGAGACUAAGGCGAUGGAGCGGGCGCACGUGGAUGCCGUGAUGAUCCUCGGCGAGCCCUUCAGGCGCGACGAGCCCUUCGACUUCGGGGCGCAGAGCACGACGGCGCGCAUCCAGGGCCUCGUGCCGGUGCUGCUGCGGCACCGGCUCACCGCGCCGCCGCCCGAGAGCUACUCGCUGCACCGCAAGAUGUCAGGCGCUUUCCUGCUGUGCGCCCGCCUGGGCGCGGUCAUCACCUGCAAGGACAUGUUCGACGACGUCUACCGGCGCUACUGGUCGCGUGACGACGAGGCUCCCGGCUCGCCGGCAGCGGGGCUGGUAGGGGCGGCGCCGCGAGCGGCGAGUGCCCAUUGAGCCCGUCGGAAAUCAAACCUCCACCCGCCCCCUUCUCCCCGCGCCAUCGAGUUGCCAACGCCGUGGUGGCAGCAGUGCGGAGAGCAUCCAGGGGAACGGGCGGGCGGCAGGUGCUUUAUUUUAUUUGUGCAAUUUAUUUUAAAUGCAGUACAGCAACGAAAUCGGCUCGUGGUCCCAGGUACUUGGUGGAUUUGUUACCGUCGCAGGAUAGUGAGAGAUGGGCACGGCUUGGGGGAAGGGUCUUCAUCCAUCCAGCGGUAGGUUGAUCAUUUCUGGUGAUGACUCAAAUCGGCCUUGGGCAGCACACAUACGUCGGUAUAACGAGUGACGUUCGGUGGACGGGAUUAAGUACGGUUGAACAUGGAGAGGGAAUGCGUCCGAGGGGAAAUCUGCAGAGAAAAUGGAGCUUUGAUAUAAUCUCGUGCCCGUGGGUGCUCAGUGGAUUGUUGCUUGGUAGGAUCGUGAGAGAUGGCGACGGCUUGAUCACGGGCGAUCGUGACGAUGAUGAUGACGCCGACAGUGAUGCUUCUCUUAUCCCCGCUGUAUUGCGGAUAAGGGGAGUUGUACGACAGUCCCGGAAACUUCUGCCGCCACAGCAGAGCGGUUGGCGGUUGCCCUCGUCCCGUCCGUUUUUAUUCUACGGCCGAUGUUGGCCUCGUCGCGGGGGUCGAGGUUUGUGUUCCGGCUCGUACAGAAGUCCCGGUGAGAGCGGGGGACGCGUGAACCCCCGGAUGGACAUUAAGAGCGGUUCCUGUUACAAACCGCGUCGCGUUUUAGAAACGAUGCCCUGUACGCGUGGAGGAGAUGGGUUUCCAUCCAAAUAAACUGGUGUGCAGGUUAA